UUUUAAUUUUCUGAAUAUCAGCAAAACUUACUGUACAGUACAGGGAAGUAGAAUUAUCAAAAGCACUGAUUAUGAAUGGGAAACCGUGUGAGUGGGUGUGGAAUUGACGAUGCCAUGACGUAGUUGAUCCUCACUGACUCAUGACCUAACAGUUUGGUAUUGAUUGUAACUUUGUAUUUGGUUAGUAGCAACGGCAUGGCUUCCUUGACUAAGUGGAUUGAGGAAACCAUACCUAGCCAAACUCGCACGUUGUGCAGACGAUAUCCCAGCCGCCAACAUUGUCAUCCCUUACGGCAAGGAUAUUUCAUAUAGGGUAUGCUGCAAGGCAAAUGAACCUAAAUUUUGCCCUUGCCUCAGCUGUCCCUAAGACCAGAAACACAGUCGGCGGUGGACAUAAGAUGAAAAGGCAGAGAGAAGGAAUGCAAGUCAACGUGGCAGGCUUACGUCGCAAUAUUAUGAACCUGGCCCACAACUACUCAGGGGCUCAGGUGAAGGUGAGAGAGGCAACCAGCAAUGACCCAUGGGGGCCUAACAGCACACUUAUGUCGGAGAUAGCUGAUCUGACAUACAAUGUGGUGGCAUUCACUGAGAUCAUGCAAAUGGUGUGGAAGCGGCUCAAUGACCAUGGGCGGAACUGGCGGCACGUGUACAAGGCACUGGUUCUGCUCGACUAUCUCAUCAAGACUGGCUCGGAGAAGGUGGCACAACAAUGCAAAGAGAACAUUUUCGCCAUCCAGACACUGCGAGACUUCCAGUACGUGGAAGAGGGGAAGGAUCAGGGCAUCAAUGUCAGAGAGAAGGCUAAACAGUUGGUAUUACUGCUCAAGGAUGACGAACGGCUGCGUAAUGAGAGAGCGCGUGCACUCAAGGCGAAGGAAAGGUUUGCUCAGACAGCAUCCGGAUUCGGAAGUGACACAGGAUUGGACACAUCAUCUCCUUCUAGUCCAGGAUUUCCAUCUUAUAGAGAAACGUGGGGCUCUUGUGAGGAGACCCAGCGUCGAGUGGAAACGGGAGAGCUGGAGUCAGCACGGCCGCAGACCGUCGGGGAGGAGGAGCUGCAGCUACAACUGGCUCUGGCUAUGUCCCGAGAGGAGGCGCAGCAGGAGGAGCAGAAGCGGCGGAGUGACGACGUGCGUCUCCAACUGGCCCUAUCUCAGAGCGAGAACGAGUUCAAGGCUCCUAUUGAUGCAGUGAUGCAGCAGCAGCCGCCUAGGGAGACAACAUCGAGUCACAUGUUGGACCUGUUAGAUGUAAACCUAGGAGCCACAAGCCCUCCGGCCCCUACCUUGGAUCCCUGGGGCAUGCCAGCUCCUCAGCCUGCCCCCGUCAGGCCCCAGACUUUGGACAUCAUGUAUACUAAUUGGGAUUUGACGGACCCUUGGAGUGCUACGAGCACCUCUAGUCUCCCGAGUAUCAACGAUCCCUGGACUCCAGCCUCCACAUCGCAGCCUCUGCCUCCGAAACCCGACCCUUGGAGAGCUGUGUCCCCCCCGCCUCCCGCUGUGAGACAACCCCUCAAUGACCCUUGGAGCCCAGCUACAGAACCAUCUCCCGCUCACUCGGCUAGCCCUGCUCCCUCUCUGCCUGCCGCUACACCACUCAGUGACCUCGACGAGUUUGACCAGAUACUGAAUCGUGAGAGAGCCGUCAGCGAUAGCAAUAGCGUCAACAACAAUCCUACUGGAUUUCCUCGUGGGAGAAGAAAUGCUUUCAGGCGUAAAAAGAGAGGAAGUAUGAGUCCAGAUCCCUUUGAUCUGUCGGGGCUGUCUAACUCACUGUCGACUCCUCCCUCAACAGUACCUAAGAAGACACCCCACAGCUUCCUAGGGGAGAACUCUUCACUGGUGAACCUCGAGAAUUUGGUAACUAAGACCACGCUGACGUCAGCACCAUUUGUGCCUGUCUCCACACCAGCGUUGGCCAAUCCAUUCUCCAACAGCCCUCCAAUGAUGCGGCCUCCGCUCCGAACACCUCCAUAUCCCCCUGCCCAACCACUGGUCCCCCAGCCCAACCCCUUUCUCUCAUAAUGUGCCCUCGUUCCAGUGUGGCUGUCUGAUCGUAAUGUGUAUCGCCUCUCUGAUUGCCAAUGCGUUUGUUAUUUGUAUGAAAAGCAAUAAUAAAAACGAUCGUGACAGAAGGUUUUAUUCGCAUCAGGUUUGUUUUAGCUGUAGAUGACCAGAAUGGAAUAUCCCUUAUUUCAAGCUCUUUACAUUUUUGUUGGUACAAGGAUGGUUCGAAAAAUCAGUGCAAAAAUUAAAAGUACUUAAAUAUAUUAGAAUAAAUUAUAUUUAUUUUUCAAUGUAUAUUUUUCUUAGAACCCGAUCAUGCACUUAUCACAGUGGUGUUCACUUUUUUUAAUUCUUUUAACAUAUUUGGUCAAAGGCGUGCUAUUUACAAACUGGGCACAAUAAGUUUCUAAAGUUUUACUCUGAAAAUAUUUCUUUCUAGCUAACAAUUUUUAAAUAUUGGUUUAAAUAUUACUCUACCUCCUUUAGUUCCUGACCUCUGUAGUUUGUAUGUUUUUGAAAUGGCUAAAACCUUGUUUAUGAGCCAACAAUUUUUUACAUAAAUUUAACUCUUUGUAACCAGUCCAAUACAUCUAAUUGAUGUUUCUAUCUGUAAUCUUUUUGGCACUUUUUGCUAAAUACUUUCUUCUUGCAUCCUAUUUUUGUGCCUUCAGUUGUAAUAGUGUAUCCAUGUUUAUAUCCACAGAUUAAACCUAUGUAUUAUCUGAACUCAGCUUAAAUUGCAGCAAACUAUCUGACUCAAUACAAACGUUUUUGAACAGAGUAAUAAUCCAAUAUUGUUGAAAAUAACCUGUUUUUUAUACACCAGCAGUAUAAAACUUUACAUUGGUUUUUCAAACCACCUUGUAUUCAUUGAAAUAUUAUAUACUGUUCAUAUUUUUAAUGCUCUUUCCUCCAUGUGUCUCAUUCAGUACCGAAAGGAACUAGUGUAUUUUCUCUUAAUUACUGUUAAAUUUGUUCUUCAUUUAUAAUAUAUUUUUAAUGUUUGUUCUUAUUUUGCAGUAAUAUUAUCCUGUUAUAUCUAUAAAUUAUUAUUAUGUAGUUUUUGUGUUUGAUUCCAGAACUGACAUAGUUAUUUUACAUAUUCAUGAUAUUAUUGUCUGUUCUAGUAUUACAGCUAUUCCUUAAAAAACAAUAGUUUUAACAAUAUGUUCAUACAAAAUCAAAGAAACUUUUCAUGCAAAUAUGUAUUUAGUGUUCAUUAUAUUACCUCAUUAUGAAUUCUACCCCUGUUUAUUGUAAGUAUUAUUUUAUUUAUGUACGCAUUUAGUCGCAUAUAACACGUUUAAAAAAAGCAAAUGUUAUUCAAUUAGACUUGGUUUUAUUAUCGGAUUUUGAGAGAUAUGUAAUAUAUGUGAUAGUGUGAAUUGAAUUGAAUUUAUUCUAAUGUAAUAGAUAUAUGUCUGAGGUGCUCAUUAUUGAUAUUGUAUAUUUUUUUAAAUUUGUCAACUAAUGUACAUAGUUCUGAAACUAUCACAAGCUCCGAACCCUGUAGUUUUAUUGUUUAAAGUAGUUUUAGUAGGUGAUUAAAAUUAGCUGCGUUAACAGUCUUGAACAAGUAUUAUAUUCAAGUAUUUUUAAUAGGACUAAAGGGUUAGUUGCUGUUUUCACAUGUGAUUUGUUUUACGAUUAGAAAGCCACACGACCCGGGAGGUAGUCACUAUUAUAUGCCUUGAUAUGAUUGAUUUCACCAAAUACAAGGGGUUGUACCCAUUGGGAGAGGGGAGAGGUUCAAUCUCCUUAUAUACUCUCUAUGGGUACUCUCUACAAAUGUAAACCAUAUGGCGACACCAAUGUGAGCUAGUGCUUACUGUUUCAACCUACAAUCACUUAUCUGUUGUAUUAUAAGAAAUAAGGUGUAAAUAAAUUAGGUUAAGAAAGGGGACUGGAGGAAAAAGUGCCCAUGUUCACUAUGGUUGGAUUUUGUUAGAUUAUUUAUCGUAACAUUGUUUUAUUUUAUAGACAUUUUGUUAUCAUUGGAGCAUACAUUUAUUUGUCUGAGAUGGGUCGGUUUUAGGAUUACAAAAGGGUUUUGUUAUAUUUAUUUUUAAAUUAUUCUAUAUAAUCAAGGAGGUGUAAUUUUUUAAGUUGUGGUGUUUUUAGAGGAAAAAAUAUACAUUUAAAUAUUGAAUUCUAUGAAAUUUUAGUUAAAUUUCAUUAUAAUAACUAAUUUAUGAACUGACUGUCAACUAGUUAGUCAACUGUAUUGUGUACCUGUUCUGUUUUUCAGUUAGUUUAAAACAUUGGUUGAUACAUUUUUUAAUUUGUUACUAGAAAUGAUUAGUAACUUACAUAUAAUUGUAACAAUUGGGGAAAAAAUUGCUUAAAUAUAAAAAUUAUGUAAACAAUAAAAUUUGAGAUAAUUUAUAUAAUUAGUGUUCAAGAAAUUUCAUUUAAAGGUUGUAAACAUAAUUCGAAGAUAUUUACAAUAUUUUAGAUGAAUACUAUGUAAUUUUGUAUCUCAUCUCAAUUUUGACGUACAUAUGAUAUAAAUUGUGUUCAGAAUUUAGUGAAUAAAAAUAUAUUUAUGUGUCAAGGUUUGUGUGGAAAGUAUCAAAUUUCCAUCUACAUUUUGUGAUUGGAGCAAGAAAUUGCCCUAGUCAGAUAUUAUCAAUGCCUUUUAUUGUUGUGGCUGUGUUCUACUAGUACUAAUCUUUGAAUUGUUUCAAGUUUUGCCAGAAACUUGUCCAUUCUUCUCCCAGCGUUGGUUUUUAUGAAAGGAAUGAAACUGAAUAAGUAAAUGUUAUAUAAUUUUAAAAAUUCUCACAUUUUUAGUGGAAUGAAUGACUUUCUGGUAGAUAUGAAUGUGUAGGAAUCUGAAAAACUUAGAGCGUGUGUUUGAGAGAACCAAUGAAAUCCAUCAUUUGAUUAAACAGGAGCUAUAAUACAAAGGUGUGAAAAUUAUCUGCAACACAAAAACAAACACUGGAACUGUGGUUAAGUCAUGACUCUGGAACUGAAACUGGUCCCUAUAAUCAUAAUGUAAAUGUUUGGAUCUUCAGAAAUAGAAAAUUCUGAAAGGAACAAGGUUCAGUGACUUAAGAAAUCAAUUAAAAUGCAAUGAGAGAUGUUAUUCCAAAAGAUUAAAUCAAGGAACAUUUCCAGAAGUGAGAAAAUGCUGAAAAUAGAGUUAUUUAUUGAGAUAUGUGCUUUAAAGAGGGCCACAAAAUUUGGAUAUCCUCAUGUAUACUGGGCAAUCAUAAGUCCAUUCCCUUCCCUAGAAAGUUUAGCUGCGGCAGAUGAAUUAAAAUAGGAAGUAUUUGUCAGUGGGUAAUGUCUAUUAGCAUAUUGAAAGUUAUAAGUAAUAACCCUCAAAAGUACUUUUUGCCAAGAAUUUUGACACAAACUGGAUGUCUAUAUCUUUAUUCCUUUUCUAUAAAUUUGAGUUCAAAAUUUCAAUUUGAUGUGUUCAUUGUGGUUAAAACAACACAGUGCAAUAAACAAGUGGUAUGAACAACAUUUUGAAACAGUCUAUAUAUUUUAAUAUUAGCAACCCCUUAUUUUAAUCAGGGUUACUAAUAUUUCUGUGAAUCCACUUUUAAAAUUGAAAGAUUUCAGUUUAAAGUUAUUUUUUAUACAUGUUAUUAUUUGUUAUUAUGUUAUAACUGUGGUUAACACCUAAACAGCAAUUAAUUAAAGAUAAUUUUAACAAUCGACAUAAUUUAUUUUAUAAUAUCUUUUAAUUCAUUAUGUUAUGUAUAAUUUUAAAGACAAAACAAAAAUAUUACGCUAUGUAUAUGUUAACUCAUCAGCGUAGGACUUGUUUUAACGCAAACCAGACUCACCUGCUGUACUUAUUUCCAAAUUAUGGAUAUUUUUGCAAGCUUUUUUGCAAAAAACAAUUCUUUUUCCUACUCCAGAUAUCCCAUCAUCAAAUUCUUUUAUUGAUAACAAUAACAAUGUACCUUAUUCAAACUGUAGUCAUACACUGCUAUAGAUUCGACUUUUAAUAAGUAAUAUUCUGUUGGGCAGAUGUAACAAAAAAUUUGAUAGGCCUAUCACACGGGAAUAUUAACCCUUCAAGACGAAACACGGCCACUGCCAGGUGUGCUGUAGUUCCGCUAGCGGAUGAAUCACAGGCACUGCAAGGCUGGCGUACUACGUCUCAUAUCACUGACGUAUGAGAUCGGUUCAGUGGUUUCUACUAGCUCUGCAUUGUGCUGCUACCUCUCGGGAAUAGUUUGAAGUGUUUGAAACAAUAUUGCAGACAGUUUUUCGCAGUACAUUUACUGGUUUGUUGCCAAAAUUUCCAGUUGAGUGCAUUGCCUGCCAAUGUAAAAAACUAGUCAACUCACUGUGACUCAGGUUCUUUGUACUUUUUUGGUUGUUUUCGUUGUGAAACACGUUUGUUUUAGAUUUUAAUCUACUGUAAAUAUGAGGGUAAAGUGCAAUUAAAUAAUAUAAUCAUUUUUAGGCCUCUUUUUCACAUAAGAAUACAUAACUUUUAAAUGAGUACGAGUGUUAAAACAAUGCAUGAAUUAACUAUUCAUUUAGUACUAUUUAUUUUUCUGAUGGCUGCAAGUACAAGUGGAUUACUAAUUAAUGACAUUAGUGAUAUACAAGAUGACGAUUUAACAUCUAGUGGUGGAGACUGAUUUGCCUCCUCCACCUGAUCUAGGCCUAGAUAUCCCUAGAUUUGUAUACAUUUUAUUUUUUGCAGUUUAUUGGAGUAGAUAUAAUAUUACAACAAAAUUAUAUAAGUUAAGAUACACCUAUUUAAUAAAACAAAUAUGAUCUGAUGCACCAACAGCUUUAAAAUUACAUUAAACUUGGGAUUUUGGUUUAAAAUUAACAAAAUAUUUUAUUUAAGUAUUAAAUAAUAUAAUAUUAAGUAAAAAUAUAAUAGUGUAGCAAAAACCAUUGUUUAUACCCUGUUUUAUUCUAUAUUUAAAGCCUAAUCAUACAAAAAAAACGUACAUACAUUACCCUAUUGUUUCAUAAUAAAGUGUUUGUUAAAAAAUACAACGCUGUGCUUUAACUGAACAUUUAAAUAUAACUAGACAGAGAAAUUGGCUCUUUUUAAUGAGUUCCAAAAGAGUUAAACAUGAUAUAACAUCACGUCCGGCAGAAGACAGGAUAACUAAACAGUUGUUAUUGUUAUUAUUAGUAGUUCAGGGCUAUAUAAUAUGGAAAAUAAUUCUUUUACUGAUAUGAUCACAUACAAAAACACUCAAAAUAAUAACGUUCCAAUGCUAAUUUUUAUGGAACUAUCAACAUUUUUUAGAGGUGUAAUCAACUGAUAAAGCAGAGCCUGGAUUUAUUUCAUGACACUAGAUUUAACAUCAUAUUAUACAAAAAUGUCAUUAAAAUUUACUACAAUAAAAUGAUAGUAGGAUAUAUUACAUAGCAACAGGUAACAUGGAGUCGAAUGACAAGCAAACUUAACAAAAAUUAGAUACGUAAUUUUGUAAACAAUAUCACUGUCUCUGUUGCUCACACUUUUGAUGCAAAACAGCUUUAAAAUAUCGACAAACUGAUUUACAGCAUAUUUGUAUUUUAUAUAAUCCCAAUCCGAAAUAGUUCACUAAAAUGCCAACAGAUUUUACCACAAUACACAAUGUCUGUGUGACGAAUAAAAUCCUAGGAACAGCCGCGGGUGAUAUUUUUGACUGGUAGAUAGCGUCUGACAAACCAGAUUGAAGAAUUAAUUGCAGAAAUGAAUCCUAUGUGGUUCUAUAAUGUAUUUUUUUUAAAUACAUUUCACAUUACAAUAAUUACAUUACUGAUCUGAUUAACUAACAAAGUGAAAAAAAUUACUACUUAAAAAUAAUCUCAAAAUAUUUUAUCGGUUGUCAGCUAUUUGAUAAUUUUUUUUUCAUUUCGUAUUUAAAAACGAUGUAAUAUUUUAUUUUAAAUGUAUUAUUUCAUUUGAUACCUAAUUUUACAAUUGAUAUAACUAUUUUGAAGUCUAAAAUGCUGAGAAUUUUAAUUCAUGGUUUACUUAUCUUCCAGUGAGUGAAAUAGAACUUAAAUUUGUUUUAGCUCACAUUGAAAUUUUGAUCAGGAAUUCUUAGAAAAUAAUUAAACAUAAUCCAUGUAAUAUAUAUUGUGUUUGUGCCAAAUUCUUGGUUUGUUAAUUUUCCAAUUAAUUAUGACAAAGGUGUGGAGAUUUGGUAUUCUAGAAUUUUGAGGUGUCCGAGGUAUUCUCUCAAAAUGUUGUUGAGAGUCCUUGCUGGCCUACAAAUAUUGCCCAAGUUUCAUUUCACUAAAUAAUUAUGCAAAACUUAGUGAGACAGAGGAAAUUUGUUGUAAUUUUGUCUAUACUGAGCUGUUGCUUCUGUUGUACUAGAAUGUUAUCGGUUAUUGAUGUUGUGGAAGCAGACUGGUCAAUAGAUUGCCUAAGUUUACAUGAACAAAAUUCAAUUUAACAAGUUUGAGAGACAGGAGAGUUGUCUAGGUUGACCUGCUUUUCAUCUGGACCCAAUUGUUACAUACACGUAAUGUAAAACACAUUUAUCUCAAGGAGUGGUUAUUUUACAAUUAAAUACUCCUAUAGCACUUAGGUGGAAGCAACGUGUCUUGUAAAUCUGCAAUUGCUUAAAAGCGCAAGUGGCAUUUAAAGUGGAAGGCUUCAGCUAUUUUUAGCGUAAUUAAAAUGAUCCAUUUUGUAAUAUAACAAGUAAGCUAUUAUUGUGUGUUAAGAGAACACUUAACAAGUUGCAGCCUUUUGUAUUUAUUGAUCAAUAUUUUUGUGUUGAUUAUAUUUUAAGUACUAUGUAAAAAAAAUAAUAUAUAAUGUUUAAACUAUAUAUAUAAUUAUUUCAAAGUAAUUAAGAAAGCAUAUUUAUUUUUCUUUUAUCGAUGUAAGGAAUCCGUUGAACGGAUAUGAUACGUUCAAGAACAGGACAAGAACCGAUUCACCUCACUAUCGUAUCGCCUAGCUUAAGACUAUGUACUAACAAAUUUAGUGUAUGCCGUUUUAUUGUAGAACCACUGAUUGUAUUUUCAAUGUUAUUGUCGUUAUUUUCGCCACUGGUUAUUUAUUGCAUUGAUUUAACCAGAUGUAAAUUAUAAUUUUAUUUAUUA
Homalodisca vitripennis (glassy-winged sharpshooter) is the source of this 9053-nucleotide messenger RNA. It is a transcript of the gene lqf, whose product is annotated as epsin-2. NCBI's taxonomy places the organism in Eukaryota, Metazoa, Arthropoda, Insecta, Hemiptera, Cicadellidae. The record is from RefSeq and is a predicted model, not a curated record. Gene Ontology annotation, cellular component: clathrin vesicle coat; plasma membrane; endosome. Gene Ontology annotation, biological process: endocytosis. The transcript has 16 exons. The coding region runs from base 330 to 2027 and encodes 565 amino acids. Gene Ontology annotation, molecular function: clathrin binding; phospholipid binding.